This is a messenger RNA of Rotaria socialis, 342 nucleotides long. NCBI's taxonomy places the organism in Eukaryota, Metazoa, Rotifera, Eurotatoria, Philodinida, Philodinidae. The record is from the annotation of a GenBank genome assembly.
AUGACGAUCAUAUUUUUUCAAUGUCGUUUAGAAGCUGAACAACAUCAUGUGUAUAAAAAUGCACCGCAACCCAGUUAUGACCCACAAACUCCUCCUGAUACUUCUGCUUAUAUUUCUGCCGCUCUUGUUCUUGGUGAGGCUCUUGGCAGUGGUGAUCCUGAUGCUAUUGCUGCUGCUAAAGCUGCUCUUGAUCGUGUUACUGCUGAUGCUCAUGCUUCUGGUGUUUUUGAUCAUGCUGCUGCUUUUAGUGGUUCUGUUCUUGAUCGUGUUGCUUCUAUUGAUGAUGAUUAUGCUGUAGCAGGUGCUGCUGAUUGUGAUGGCCAUGAUGAUGAUUGGAAGUAG